Tribolium castaneum (red flour beetle) is the source of this 1540-nucleotide messenger RNA. RefSeq lists its product as hypothetical. NCBI's taxonomy places the organism in Eukaryota, Metazoa, Arthropoda, Insecta, Coleoptera, Tenebrionidae. Bases 155 to 1369 code for a protein of 404 amino acids. The record is from RefSeq and is a predicted model, not a curated record. The transcript has 5 exons. Gene Ontology annotation, cellular component: nucleus; mitochondrial inner membrane. Gene Ontology annotation, molecular function: RNA endonuclease activity; single-stranded DNA endonuclease activity; nucleic acid binding. Gene Ontology annotation, biological process: apoptotic DNA fragmentation.
CUCAAAAUUAAAAACUAUUCCAGUUAAAAAUAACUACGUAAUGAUUACGUAUGAAGUGCAAUUGUCAAUCCAAUUAACUAGAUAACUGGUGCUCUCAGCAUGAUUCAUAGCUGGGCGAUUAAGUUAUCGCGAUUGACCACAUCUUUGCCUACCGAUGGCUAAUUUGUACAGUUACAAAAUGAAGCUGUUCCUAGUCGGGUGUGUUUUUAUCGCCUAUUUCGUCCACGUACUCGUAGCGAACCAAAAAGGAUGCUCUUUUUCGGUGCAUGGCCAAAGUGAGAAAAAUUCUCCCAUCUUGCUGCAGAACGACACGACAUUGAUUGUGCCCAAUAACGGUAAAGUCAGCUUGAAGCGGAGAGACACCGUCACGCUGCUGUGUCCAGAUUCCAAGAAUUAUUUAGUUGGAACUCAAUCAAACAUAACGCAGGCACAGUGCGUGCAAGGAGGCAUUUUACGCGUGGCCAAUCAGGACCUGACUUUCCGCGAUCUUCAGUGCAAGAAGAUCAUCAGAGGGACGGUGGCCAAGACCACGAAGAAAUGUGGGGAGAAUAAGGGACGGAUUUACAAAAUUGGCUACCAAAUUUCCUCGCGAAACUUCUUAACACUAAUCGAAGUUUGCUAUGAUCCUAACUCAGGAACCACCCUAUACACUGAGCACGCACUCCACGGACAAGACAUCAAAUACGCUUCCAAAUCGAAUUACCGCCCAGCUUUUAGUCCUGAAGCUUCCGCGGUUGCGGCUUCCGUCGCGUACAAACAGACGUUCCAGAAAUCAACUUUCAAUAAAUUAAUGAAAUCGGCGCUAAAAGCCCAGGAAUACAUCAACGAAAACUCGUUUCUAUCCCGUGGACAUUUAUCGCCCGACGCUGAUUUUCUCUACGCCGCCACUCAAUACACCUCCUACUAUUACAUAAACGCGGCCCCGCAAUGGCAAACAAUCAAUGCCGGAAACUGGAAAAAAAUCGAGCUUCUAGUGCGGAAGCUCGCCGAUAACCUUCAAGAAACCCUAACCGUAAUCACAGGAACCUACGGUGUUUUGACUCUUCCGGACGUUAACGACAACGAGGUGGAUGUAUAUCUCGUUUCCGGGAGCAAACUACCGGUGCCUAAAUUUUUCUGGAAAAUUAUUUAUGCCAAACACUCGAGACAGGCUGUAGUUUUGGUCAGUUUGAACAAUCCUUUUGUUAAGGAAAUUGGGAAAGGAGAUUUCUUGUGUUCGAAUGUUUGCAGUAAAGUUGGGUGGGGUUCAGGAUCAUGGUCAAACUACGAACGCGGUUUUGUGUAUUGUUGUGAUUACAAACAGUUUGUUGAUAAAGUUGAAACCGCACCGAAACUCAGCGUUGUGGGCGUGCUACAAGGGCCGAAGUAAUUGCCUCGUUUCUUCCGAGUUUUAAUUAAACGAAUGCCGAUUUCUACAAUGUAUCAUUAAGUAAUUUGUAUUACGAUACAAAGAAAGAAAAUUCAUUGCUUGAUACGAGCAAGUAGUUAAAGGAAUGUGUAAAGGGAUGUUUGAAAUAAAGCAAAUAUAAAAAGUAACAAA